GCAUAUUAGCUGAAACACAAACGAUACCUGGUGGUGUUUUUAUUCUUACUACAAAACAUGGGCUUGAGAAGAAAGACACACCAGUAGUCCAACCGGGAAAAUUAGAUCAUUAUAGUUCCUUGAGUACUGAUGAAGAUGGACACCUUCUUGAUUACGCUUUUUGCAGAAUUAGCAAUGAUAAUAGAGUGCCUCUAAUUCCAAAUAACAUCUACCAAACUCACGUAACUGUUUCCCGUUUCAAGACAUCUAUAAGCAAUGAUCCAAAUAACGAAACUGAUGAAUGGGUAGAGGUUAUAUCUGCAGUUUUUGAUCCUCCAAGAAAAAUUUAUGCUUUAUAUUUAUCUGGCAAUAAUGGAGCAUUUG
This is a messenger RNA of Racocetra fulgida, 363 nucleotides long. The record is from the annotation of a GenBank genome assembly. Lineage: Eukaryota; Fungi; Glomeromycota; Glomeromycetes; Diversisporales; Gigasporaceae.